AUGGCAGCUGGCGAAACCAAUUCAGUGUGUCCUUUGCACAAGAACCCCAAUUCAACACUGAAAGAAGUCACAAUGAGUGGCUCGUGGAAAAUGUACCUGUAUGGCAUCGCGCCAUGUACAGGAGGUGUGGCAUUUGGAUAUGAUACGGGAUCGAUGAGUGGAAUUUUAACAAUGCCACAAUUUCUCUCCUAUAUGGGCUACCCUGGAAAUUUUUUGCAGGGAGGAAUAACUGCAUCAAUUCAGGCUGGCUCAUUUGCAGGGUCUCUCCUGACAGGUGCAUUCCUCGCUGAUCGUCUGGGUCGGCGGAAUACCAUUCUUCUGGGUUCCUUGAUAUUUACUAUCGGUGUCGCUAUCUCAACAGCAGCAAAUGGGGUGAUCGCUCUUAUCGCAGGUCGUGUUAUCAAUGGCUUAGGAAACGGUUGUCUGGCAAUGAUGGUGCCCCUUUACCAAAGCGAGAUUGCGCCUCCUAAAAUUCGUGGUCGCAUCGUCUCGAUGCAACAAUGCUGUAUCAACUUUGGUAUUCUUAUCGCGUUUUGGAUCCAAUACGGAUCGAGCUUUCUAUCCGGAAACGCGUCGUGGCGCCUAGCACUAGGUCUGCAGAUGAUACCUACCGCCUCUUUACAUCUGACAAUGUACUUCAUGCCCGAGUCACCUCGAUGGCUUGCACAACGAGAUGAACACGAGAAAGCACUGCAUGCACUGGCUAGGCUGCAUUCUGAUGGCAACAUUAAUGAUCCUUUCGUGCAUGCAGAGCUAGCUGAGAUCGAAGCAAAAAUUCAGUGGGAGAGGCAGAAUCCACCUCCAUCUUAUAUUCAGAUGCUCGUGGGACGCGAUCGCCGUCGAACUUGGCUUGGAAUUGGAGUGCAAUUUUGGCAACAAGUGACUGGGGUUAAUGUAAUCAUGUAUUAUGCAGUAUUCUUGUUUGAACAAGCCGGUAUCAGUUCGACUCGUGGCUCUUUGUUGGCCAAUGGUAUCCAGGGUGCUGUUCUGAAUAUUUUUACUUGGCCAAAUAUGUACUGGAUGGACACCUGGGGCCGUCGGACUCCUAUGGUCAUUGGUGGAUUUGGUAUGGCUAUCUCAAUGAUGCUUAUCGGAACAAUCAUGAAGACCAAAGGUAAUCCAGUAUAUAAUCCCCUCACGAAGAAAACAAACUUCGACUUCGCCAGCCAAACUGCGUCAAAUGCUACCAUCGCAUUUGUUUAUGUUUACGUUGCGGUUUUCGGUCUGACAUGGGCAUGUGUUGCCUGGGUUUAUCCACCCGAGCUAUUCACAACGGGCUCGCGUGGACGAGGUACGUCCAUGACGUCGGCGACGAAUUGGUUUGUGAACUUUUGGUUCGCACUUUAUAUCCCAACAGCCAUGGAAAAGAUAUCGUGGAAACUUUACAUGGUAUUCAUGACUCUAUGCUUCACCAUGGCUAUAGUCGUCUUCUUCCUCUAUCCGGAAACUGCAGGGAAAAGUUUGGAAGAGGUCGACUUCCUCUUUUCCAAAGACCGCACAAUUUGGGUCUUUCGAGAUCGACAGGCCCGCAAAGUCGGUGCUAUCUUCGAACGUGACAUGGCCCACGGGGAAGCCCUCACCGAUUUCGAUGGGAAGAUUGCGGGAACUUCCCAUGUGGAUAAUGUAGAGUAUGAUGCACGGUUGGCUUCCUCAAAUUCAGGGGGAGUGUAG
This is a messenger RNA of Penicillium pulvis, 1671 nucleotides long. Its product is annotated as sugar porter family MFS transporter. The transcript is spliced from 12 exons. The coding region runs from base 1 to 1671 and encodes 556 amino acids. Gene Ontology annotation, molecular function: carbohydrate:proton symporter activity. Gene Ontology annotation, biological process: carbohydrate transport; transmembrane transport. Gene Ontology annotation, cellular component: membrane. Lineage: Eukaryota; Fungi; Ascomycota; Eurotiomycetes; Eurotiales; Aspergillaceae. The record is from RefSeq and is a predicted model, not a curated record.